Neurospora tetraspora is the source of this 4146-nucleotide messenger RNA. RefSeq lists its product as uncharacterized. The record is from RefSeq and is a predicted model, not a curated record. The transcript has 4 exons. Bases 180 to 3830 code for a protein of 1216 amino acids. Gene Ontology annotation, molecular function: oxidoreductase activity. Lineage: Eukaryota; Fungi; Ascomycota; Sordariomycetes; Sordariales; Sordariaceae.
GCUCACUGUAACGGUUCGCUUACGAGAUCCCAUGGAUCCCUCCCAUUCUUUCUUUUGACUUCAUCUCACUUGUUCUUCCUUUGUGACAGAAACAACAAACGAGAUGAGGCUAUUCGGAAGAUUUGUUGACUGUAUUGCCAUUUUGUUUUAUUUGCAGCCGCCUUAACGCACAGGAGAUUAUGGACCGCAUCAACGACGACGUAGCGGGGGCGGCGCAAAAGUUGGAAUGGUUUGGGAUUGAAGAAUCUUAUCGCGACCCCGCAUUGUCACGAUCACGAUCAGCAUCACCAGCGACGCCAACAUCGCGACGAGAUACCGACGAAAAACCACCAGUUUGCCCCUCCUGCCUCAGCCUCGAAUACGCCCUCUUCCGCCCCUUCGAUUCGCACCCACCAAUCCUCAACUCCUACUCCCUUUCCCCCUCCCAUGACCAUUCCCCUUCCAGUGUACCUACCACCCUCCCACCCCGCUACCUUUUAAUCGAAUACCACGACCUCCUCCAAACCUCUUCCCCUUCCCCUCCCCCCGACGGCUCCCCCAACGACUCCAGCCCAAGCCCAAGCUGCACCUACUGCCCCCUCCUCCUCAAAGCCAUCACCUUAUUCUGGGACGACGAUCCGAGCUCUUAUUAUCUUUCUAAGGCGCCGGUGGCGGAUGCGAGGAGUUUUAGAAGGAUUUUAUGUUUGACUCAGCAGCCUGCUGUUACUUCUAGUUCUGAUGAGAGGGAAGGAGUAGGGGGAACAGGAGGGGGAGGUGGAACGCUAUGCCUCUUCAAAGCGCUACUAUACGAUGAUUACCCCGAUGCGACGUUCCCUCAUGCGUUGACGGUACGGGACUCGACGAGUAGGAUUGAGUUUUAUCACUAUCCUUGGGACCUGGUCAACCUGAAGAGGGCAGAAGAGGAGGGGAAAGGGGAGACACGGGAGGGGGAGGGAAACAAAUUGCUGGAGAAGGAGGGAAGUGAAGGGACGGAUGUGGGAACUAGCAUUGCUGCUGAACAGCCGGAAGAGUCUGAAGAGCCAGAAAAAAUAGGGGAGGGCAAGGAGGAGAACAGGAAGGCGGAUGUGGAAGGGGAAGAUAGGAAAGAAAAAGGUGGAAAGGGGCGUGAUGAUGGGAGAAAGGAAGCGGAACAACACUGGAAGUCCCUACCACAUCCAGCAAUAGGCACAGCUAACCACGUCCCCUACGCCAUCACCCUCGACCGCGUCGUCCGCCUCGCCACCCGCUGGCUUUCCCAAUGCGACUCCUCGCACCCCAAGUGCGCACCAGAGCCUCACCAGCUUCCAAGAAGGCUGCUAGACCUCCGCAGCGGCGUGAAGCUCAUCGACACCACCACCGACCCCAACCUCAACCAAUCCUCCUCCCCUCCCGGGCCACCCCAGUACAUGACCCUCUCCCACUGCUGGGGCCUUAUCCACCCCCUGCUCACCACAACCACCACCACCCUCGAUUUCCACCUCUCGCAAAUCCACUGGUCCUCCCUCCCCCUCUUAUUCCGGGACGUCAUCCUCUUAGUCCGCGAGUUAGGCUGCCGAUACCUCUGGAUCGACUCACUCUGCAUCCUCCAAGAUUCCGAAUCAGACUGGCUCACGGAAAGCGCAAACAUGUCCUCCAUCUACGCGCACGCUACUUUAAACAUAGCUGCUACCGCGCAGCGGGACGCGUCAGUGGAGUACUUCCGGACGUUGAAGGAGCCGAUUUUGAGUCGGGCGUGGGUGUUUCAGGAACGGUUGCUGAGUAGGAGGACGCUGCAUUUUGGGAGUAGCGAGGUGUUGUGGGAGUGUAGGAGCGGGUGUUUUUGUGAGUGUGGGGGGAUUGAGAGGGGACAUGUGUUGAGCGUGAGGAAUUUGAACAAUAAUGCUGCUGCUAGUUGGCGGGCGCCGGGGACGGGGAGUGGGAGGGGAGGUGGUGAUGUUGAGUCUUCGGGGCUGUUAAGUCCGCCGUUGCCGCUGUCGAGGUCGUCGUCUUUUGAGACGGGGUCGUCGUUGACUUGUGGGACAAUACCGAAGAAGGUGUUGUUUGCUAAUCUCACUUCUGGCUCACCGGAGACGAUGAAGGACAGCCGGCUGCUGCACGACUUCUUCCUCCGUUGCGUGGAGGAGUACUCCUUUCUUUCCUUGACCAAGGAACUCGACCGGUCUUUUGCUUUAGCCGGCAUUGCCAAACGAAUUCGCUCCCUCCUCUCCCCUUCUGAUGGGUACCUCGCCGGUCUAUGGCUCGGCGACUUGCCGAGAGCGCUGCUAUGGCAACCCUACCGACACAAAAAGGUGCUUCGAGCGGGGGAUAAUAUCCCCACUUGGAGCUGGAUGUCACGGUCAUGCUAUCCGGUGGAGAACCUAUCGGGUUAUGGGAAGGGGAGGGGGAAUCCAACGGCGAGCAAGUGCAGUGUCAGGUACAAGCACAUGACGCGGUCGGGGUACGAGUUUGAGGUUGAUGACCGACUGGAGGUGGAUCCUGAAAAGACAUGGUGUGAAUAUGAAGGAGACAACGAGUUUGGAAAGUUGAAGGGCGGGCAGGUUACGCUGAGAGCGGCGCAUAGGUGGGGAGUGGUGUGGACAACAGACACGAAGAGGAGUAGCGGCAAUGAGUGGACAGGGAGGAAUAACUUGGUGGUUGCUAUUGGGGAAGGCGUGUUGAUACCCAUGGCGCCGGAUUGUCCGAGGCAAGAAGACCCGAAGAGUGUGGCGCUUUUGGAAAAAGUGUUGGUGGUGUUGUUCGGUGGAAGGAAGCUGGACAAGGAAGCCGGAGGGGACGCGGAUGGGCCGCAGUUCUUUUUGGCGUUGAAGGAAGUGGAAGAGAGGGAAGGCGUGUUUCAGCGGAUUGGCUUCUUGGAGUCGGAGUGGAGGAUUGACCUCUUUGAGAAUGCCGAGAUGCCGCCCCGCAACAGCACCAUGCAACCCCGGGCCGAUGCACUAGUCUGGCUCGUCACCGGCUGCUCCUCCGGCUUUGGCCUCGAGUUUGUCCUCCAGAUCAUCGCCCGCGGCGACUAUGUCAUCGCUACCGCCCGCGACCUCUCCAAGCAUGGUGUUAUGCAACUCUCCUUUGAUGAUGUACCACUCCUCCAGCUCGAUGUCACCGCUUCCCAGGAGUCCCUGAACGAGAAGAUUGCAGAAGCCAUCAAGAUUUACGGAAGAAUCGACGUCCUGGUGAACAACGCUGGCUAUGUAGCGCUGGGCGGUUGGGAAGACCUGGGUUAUGACGGCUUCGUCAAGCAAUUCGAGACCAACGUCUUCGGCCUGUUAAAGGUCACCAACGCGGUCCUUCCGCAAAUGCGAGAGCGCCGGAGCGGAACGCUAGUGUUUAUGAGUUCGCUUUCGGGGUGGAAGGGAGACGAGUUCUGUGGAGCGUAUGCGGCGUCCAAGUUUGCUGUUGAGGGAAUGGUCGAAGCACUCCACGAAGAAGUCAAACCACUCGGCAUCCGUACCCUUCUAUUCGAGCCAGGAAAGUUACGAACCAAGUUGCUGUCACCCGGUAACGUGCUCGGCAACGUGUCCCAGAUUGACGAUUACAAGGAAGAGUCGGCAAGAGUACUGCGUGCCUUUGCCAAUGUGGACUCGAAGCAGAGGGGUGACCCGGCAAAGGCUGUCAGGAUUAUCAUGGAUGUCGUCCGUAAUCAGACGAUCCACCCAUUGACUGAGGAGGAGUAUCCUGUGACGUUCUCUCCAUGGGGCAGUGAGUGUGAUGAGGGGGAUGGGCGUGUGAAGUUCAGAUUGCCGUUGGGAGAGGAUGCGUAUUGGACGAUGAAGAUAAAGUGCGAGGAGACGUUGCAGAUGUUGAGUGCGUGGGAACGUGUGAUCGCGAGUACCGAUAAUAUGAGUACGAUGUUAUGAUGGCUUCAACAGGUGAGAGGAGUGAGUAAAUCACUGCCUAGGGUUGUUUCCCGGAGUCGGGUUUCCCGUCCCCCGUCGUUGGAAUUCAGGCGGCGCCAUGGUUUUUUUUUGUAAAUAGUUCUUAUUGGGCGCCUGUCCUGUUUCGGUUUCCGAAUGUCUCGCUCUGGGCAGUGGGCGCCCCAACUCGGAUGGCCAGCUGAAAGCAGCUGAGGCGCCAGAAUAUGUGGAACAGUGGGCGCUGACUGAGGAUUCUGUACGUCAGAUUCAGAUUAGCAGACUGGAAGACAACCAGCCACUUAAAUGUUAUACACACCGC